CAUCGAUACCCCGCCCCACGUCCCCACCUCACGCAGUCACGCCUUCCGCCCCUCUCCUCUCCGAUCUCGAACGCGGAUAGUAGACGCCGAGCCAAACUGCACCAGAAAUCCGCUGCUGCUGCGCCCCCUCCCCCUCCCCCCGUCUCAUAAAUAAAUGCAUCGCGAUCCACGAGGGAGGCGAGGUGAGUGAGCGAGGACUGCACCCAACCCCCCCUGCCCGCCUCUCUUUGAUCCGCACUGCACCCCCCCCUCCCCAAAUCUCCAUUGCCGUCGGCCUCGCCCCCCGUUUCCGCCCGCCCAUGAGGAUCCGGCGAAGGCCGCAGGCGCAGCAGCAGCAGGCGCUGCCGCCCUGCCCGCUGCCGCUGCAGCCCUCAGAUCCGUUCACCGCGCCCCACCCACCGCCACCGCCGAACGCGGAGGAGCAACGCUCGGGGGACGAGGCCGAGCAGGGGAAGAAGAGGAGGAUCCAGUCGGAGGUGGAGUUGCACCCGCACCCGCUCCGCCCGGACGCGGAUCCCGGCCCGCCCGCAUUGCCGUCAGGGCCGCAGGGCGGCAUCGUGGUGGUGGCGGGACGCAUCAGCAGCGGCGACGACGACGACGGCCCGCCUGUUCACGAUCACGGCCACGGCGGCGGUGCGCAACGUCAAGGGGCAGCUGCCGCAGAUGGCCGCACCCGCACACACGAGAGCCUGGAGAAUGGACACCGCAACGUGCCUGAGCGGCCGGUGAUCGGUGCCGGAGAACGUCUCGUCGUCCCGACAAUGCCAGUGCUGCCAGUGGACGUCAAGGAAGGGAUCAAGAUUGGCGGCGGCGGCGCCAAGAAGAGGCGGCGCGGCCCGCCGGUGCUGAUGGAAGGGUCGCGGUGCAGCCGCGUCAACGGGCGCGGGUGGCGCUGCAGCCAGCCCACGCUGGUCGGCUACUCCCUCUGCGAGCACCACCUCGGCAAGGGCCGCGGGCAGCGGAGCGCGAGCCGCGCCGAGCCCGGCAGGAGCUGGACGAACGGCGCGGCCACGCUCGGCCGCACCGAGCCCAGCAUCAGGAAGAAGGCCGCGCAGCCGUCCGUUCCCGUGGUCACCAACGGCCGCGCGGGCGCGCCCAAGCUCGGCCACACCGAGCCGACCAGCAGCAGGAAGAACGUCGACGCGCUGGCCGUGGUCGCCGCCGUGGCGCACGACGCCAGGGACCUGCCGAGCCUGCGCGCCGCACCUCUAGCGGCGGAAGUCGAUUGAUUGAUCAAUCGGCUGGUCUAUCAUGGAACAGUAGAAAGUAUAAGAAUUUUUUGAUUCUGUUAGAAGGGUUGUGCAUUGUGCAUAUCUUGCAGUUCAUGGUGACUAGCUUCUCUGGUUGUGAGUUUCUCCUUGGUCUUUGUGAUCAUGCAGAUCUUUCGUCGUGUAAUUAAUAGGAUUGCAGAUAAUUAGUGAUCACACA
This is a messenger RNA of Triticum urartu, 1428 nucleotides long. RefSeq lists its product as uncharacterized. The record is from RefSeq and is a predicted model, not a curated record. Lineage: Eukaryota; Viridiplantae; Streptophyta; Magnoliopsida; Poales; Poaceae.